Molecule: messenger RNA, 1602 nt
Organism: Candidula unifasciata
Lineage: Eukaryota; Metazoa; Mollusca; Gastropoda; Stylommatophora; Geomitridae
Source: the annotation of a GenBank genome assembly
AUGAAGAAGGUUGCAUAUGAUUAUCUCAGAUUAACAAAUGGAUACAUUAGAUUUCUACACAUGUACACACUGAAAUUUCCAACAAAAGAUGAACCAGUUCACUCAGGUGAAAGACGGGGCAGGACGGAUAGUGAUGUUGAAGGAGGAGACUUUGAGAAGUCAGACUGGGUUGUUGUCAAGGAACAGGUGACACAGUGCUGUAGUCAGACAUUCACCUGGCAGAAUGUGCAGGGCACUUUUCCAAUUGUCAGGUGGUUGCCUAAGUACAGAUGUGGCACUCUACAAGCUGACUUGAUUGCUGGCCUGACAGUUGGACUAACAGUUAUCCCCCAAGGCCUGGCAUAUGCCCAGGUUGCUAAUCUGCCUCCACAGUAUGGUUUGUACUCUGCCUUCAUGGGCUGCUUCGUCUACUGUUUCCUGGGCACAUCCAAGGACAUCACGCUGGGACCUACUGCCAUCAUGUCUCUCCUGACAGCAACCUUUGGAACUGGCCUGUUCCCGGAACUGGCCUCUAAGGACAAAGACAUAACUAUGGCCAUUCUGCUGACGUUCAUGUCAGGGAUUAUCCAGCUCAGUAUGGGCAUCUUGAAGCUGGGUAUCCUGGUCAACUUCAUCUCAUACCCUGUCAUCAACGCCUUUACUUCAGCAGCUGCAAUAACAGUAGCUGCGGGACAGGUCAAAAAUGUUCUUGGUCUGAAGAAGGUUUCCAGUGACUUUAUUCCCAUGGUCUACGACACACUGACUAAAAUACCAGAAACCAGGGUCUGGGACCUGACAAUGGGACUGGUCUCACUGGUGAUUGUCCUCGUGAUGAAACAUCUGAGAACUAAGCGGUGGAAUGAUGAUCCUGACGUCACACCAUCUGUUACUGUUAUUAUUUGCAGAAAAAUCAUCUGGCUUGUUGGGACAGGAGGUAAUGCCAUAGUAGUGAUAGCUGCAGCAGGAGUGGCAGCUGCUCUGGAAACACAAGGAAUUACAGAUGCUAUAAGUCUGACUGGUGACAUCAAGCCGGGUCUGCCACCGUUUGAACCUCCCAAGUUCAAGAUUGAAGAUGGCAAUAAUACAGUAUAUGGGUCAGAGAUUUUGUCUAAAAUUGGAUCUGGGUUGGCAAUUGUUCCUCUGUUAUCACUUGUGGAAACCAUGGCCAUUGGGAAAGCUUUCGCACGAAUAAACAACUAUAAAAUAGACCCAACACAGGAACUGAUAGCCAUAGGUGUAGCCAACAUUCUCAGCUCCUUUGUGUCAUCAUAUCCCGUCACUGGGAGCUUCACCAGAACUGCAGUCAACUCUCAGACAGGUGUGCGGACACCCCUGGGUGGUAUAUUUACUGGUGGGCUGGUGCUUCUGUCACUGGGAGUUCUCACCCCUUGGUUCUCCUACAUCCCCAAGUCAGCACUGGCUGCUGUCAUCAUUGCUGCUGUCUUACAGAUGGUUGACUGUCGUAUUGUGCUCAAACUGUGGAAGGCCAACAAAUGGGAUCUUCUGUCUUUCAUCAUUACAUUUGUAUGCUCUCUAGUUGUUGGAAUCGAGUAUGGCAUUCUCAUUGGCAUAGGUUUGUCUGUAGUGUUGUUGCUGUACCCUAUAGCUCGUCCCAGAAUCAAG